AUGGAUCAAGCAAAUGCAAAACUACUUGAAAAACUGGCCGCUGACCCAUCCAUGCUAGCACAACUAACAAAUCAAGAGGAAACUGGUAAUGGUGAUGAAAAUAAAGAACUAACCAUAGAUGAAGAAUAUGAUCUAUGGAAAUCAAACGUACCAUUAAUGUACGAUUUCGUUAGUGAAACAAAAUUGACUUGGCCAACUUUAACUGUGGAAUGGUUACCAUCAUCACAUUCAUCUACUCCCGUUUCAAAUAGACAAGAACUUAUCUUGGGGACUCAUACUUCUGGUGAAGAAGAUAAUUAUUUGAAAAUUGCAGCCAUUGAUUUACCAGAUGAAGUAGUGCAACCUUCCACAAAUUCCCUGAAAGCUCAACGUGAAGAUGAUGAAGAUGAAGAUGAUCAGAAACAAAAACCUCGUUCUAAUAUCAAGAUUGUUAAAAAGUUCAAACAUGAAGAGGAAAUUACAAGAGCUCGUUUCAUGCCUCAAAAUACUGACAUAAUUGCAACAAUUAAUGGAUCAGGUACAGUAUUUAUAUAUAACCAAUCUAAUGAUAAACAAUCAGCACUAAUAUCAACAUUGAGAUUCCAUAAGGAAAAUGGGUACGGCCUUUCAUUUAAUCCAAACGAUAAAGGGAAGUUAUUAAGUGGAUCAGAUGAUGGAACCAUCGCUCUUUGGGAUAUUCAAGAAAAUUCCACAUUAGCAAAAAAACCACUGAAAAUAUGGGAUUCUGUUCAUAAUGAUAUCGUCAAUGAUUGUAAAUGGAAUGAAUUCAAUUCAAACGUAUUUGCUUCUGUCUCUGAAGAUUCAACUUUACAGUUACAUGAUCAAAGGGAACAGAACACCAUAAUUAAUUCAAUUAAAACAACAGAUCCUUUCAAUACAUUGGCAUUUAGUAAACAUUCUCAAUAUUUAAUGGCUGCUGCUGGUACAGAUUCACUAGUGUAUCUUUAUGAUUCUAGAAAUUUAUCUGUUCCUUUAUAUUCUAUGAACGGCCAUGAAGAUUCAAUAACUAAUUUGGAAUUCUCUCCUCAUACUGAUGGUGUUUUAAUUUCAAGCGGUAAUGAUAGAAGAGUCAUUAUGUGGGAUAUUAAUGAUAUCGGUGCUGAACAAAUUCCUGAUGAUGCAGAAGAUGGUGCUCCAGAAGUUAUAAUGAUCCAUGCAGGUCAUAGAAGUGCCGUUAAUGAUUUCUCCAUCAAUCCAAAUAUUCCUUGGUUAAUGGCAAGUGCUGAAGAGGAAAACAUCAUUCAAGUUUGGAAAUGUUCACAUAAAUUACCAAUAGUAGGUGGAACUCCAGAAGUGAGCGUCUCAAUACUUGAAUAG
Messenger RNA from Naumovozyma dairenensis CBS 421, 1317 nucleotides. It is a transcript of the gene HAT2, whose product is annotated as Hat2p. The record is from RefSeq and is a predicted model, not a curated record. The transcript has a single exon. Gene Ontology annotation, biological process: regulation of gene expression. Bases 1 to 1317 code for a protein of 438 amino acids. Gene Ontology annotation, cellular component: cytoplasm; Rpd3L-Expanded complex; nucleus. NCBI's taxonomy places the organism in Eukaryota, Fungi, Ascomycota, Saccharomycetes, Saccharomycetales, Saccharomycetaceae. Gene Ontology annotation, molecular function: histone binding.